GUGAUUGCACUGCUUCAACUGCCGCACAAUUUUUGACCGAGGAAGUAAUCCUGAAAUAUGGCACUCCGAAAUGUAUUCUUACAGACAAUGGCACUCAUUUUACAGCAACGAUGAUGACUGAAUUAUUUAAGAAAAUUGGUAUUACACAUUUAUAUUCAACACCUUACCAUCCAAUGACUAAUGGACAAAUAGAAAGAUUUAAUGCUACAAUGGAUGCUAAAAUAGCAGCAUUAUCAAAUGAAAAACGUACGAAUUGGGAUGAACAAUUACCAUUUGUUACAUUCAACUACAACACUACUAUUCACAAAACGACUGGACAAAUUCCAUUCGAAUUAAUAUAUGGUCGUUCGCCAAUUUUACCUUUUGAUCAACAACAACCAUUAGUUACCUUAUCACAAGAUCCGGAAUACAAGUCAAAAUUAAAUCAAUAUUUAUUAACAUUAACUGAACAAACAAAAGUUAAAAUAUUAGAACAACAACGAAAAUAUAAAGACCGUUAUGAUCGAUAUCGGACCGAUCCAACUUAUAAAGUCGAUGAUCUCGUCCUUAUUAAAACAUUAAACAAGCGAAACAAAUUCGACAUACGAUAUGAAGGACCUUUCAAGAUUACACAACAAAUUGGAAGAAAAACAUUUAUCGUACAACAUAUUAAGAAGCAUACAUUAAUACGGCAAGUUACAAUAGAUGUCCUUAUUCCCUUAUAUGAACGAAAAUAUAUGGAUUAG
This is a messenger RNA of Rotaria sp. Silwood1, 725 nucleotides long. The record is from the annotation of a GenBank genome assembly. NCBI's taxonomy places the organism in Eukaryota, Metazoa, Rotifera, Eurotatoria, Philodinida, Philodinidae.